Trifolium pratense (red clover) is the source of this 2448-nucleotide messenger RNA. RefSeq names its product serine carboxypeptidase-like. Bases 239 to 1750 code for a protein of 503 amino acids. Gene Ontology annotation, biological process: proteolysis. The transcript has 9 exons. The record is from RefSeq and is a predicted model, not a curated record. Gene Ontology annotation, molecular function: serine-type carboxypeptidase activity. Gene Ontology annotation, cellular component: vacuole. NCBI's taxonomy places the organism in Eukaryota, Viridiplantae, Streptophyta, Magnoliopsida, Fabales, Fabaceae.
UAUACAUAUUAACCAAUGCCCACCCUAAGUGUUUUUUAUUCUCUCAAUGCUAAUGAUGAAGCUAUUGGUGGAAGUUAAAUUAAAAUUAAAUAUUAUUGAUCAAAGUAUACAACUAUAAAACCAAAGUAAAUUAUUCUUUAAACCUUUCAAUACUCUCUAUGGGCUACUUUCCAUAGCCAAUGCUAUACACAAACUUUGGCAUUGCCUAACUUUUUCCAUAAACAAUACCAAACAAAAUAUGGGAUUCUCCAAAACCUUUCGGUCUCUUUUGUUAUUGUUCAUUUUAUGUUCUUUAUAUACAAUUUCUCGCAUCAUACAAUAUCAGCAUUUUCUAUCAAUAACAAACUUUUCACCAAAUCAACGAGCUGAAAGGCUUAUAAGAAGCCUUAACUUGUUCCCGAAGGAUCCAGUUACUAUAGUACAUGAUGAUCACUCUGUUGAUUUUGUUCCUGGAAAGAUUGUGGAGAAGAAGUUUUCGUUUUUUGGUGAUUCUGAUGGACUUUCUGUUGAAAAUCUUGGUCAUUAUGCUGGAUACUAUUCGCUUCCUCGUUCAAAAGCGGCAAGGUUGUUCUAUUUUUUCUUUAAAUCACGAAAUAGUACUAAUGAUGACCCAGUUGUCAUAUGGUUGGCAGGAGGUCCAGGUUGUGGGGGUGAAAUAGCUGUGUUUUAUGAGAAUGGUCCUUUUCUAAUUGCCAAUAACAUGUCUCUUGUAUGGAAUGACUAUGGCUGGGAUAAGGCAUCAAAUAUUAUUUUCAUUGACCAACCCAUUGGGACAGGUUUCAGCUAUGCUAAUGAUGUUAAUGAUAUUCCACAUGAUCAAGGUCUUGUUAGUAAUGAUUUGUACCACUUCUUGCAGGAAUUUUUCAAGCAGCACCCUGAGUUUAUUAAGAAUGACUUUUAUAUUACUGGAGAAUCGUAUGCUGGACACUUUGCUCCAGCUCUUGCAUCCCGAAUUCACGAAGGAAAUAAAGACAACAAAGGAAUUACUAUAAACCUCAAGGGUUUCGCUGUUGGGAAUGGAUUGAUCAACCCAAGAAUUCAGUACCCAACAUACAUGCAAUAUACAUUUGAUAUGAAAUUGAUUACAAAGAAGGAAGAUCAAGAACAUCUCAACAAGUUGAUCCUGCAGUGUGAGGAUGGCAUUAAAAAUUGCGAGAAUGAAGGUAAAGAAAGUUGUUUGUUAGCCUUCAAACAAUGUGAUAUAAUGAAUAAUAUCUUGGCCAUUGCUGGCAACAUCAAUUACUUUGACAUCAGAAAAACAUGCGACGGACCAUUGUGUUAUGACUUCUCAAAGAUGCAUACAUUUCUAAAUCAGAAGAAGGUAAGGGAUGCUUUAGGUGUUGGGGACUUGGAGUUUUUUAUAUGCAGUGACAAAGUGUAUGAUGCUAUGAAGGAAGAUUGGAUGAGAAACCUUGAAGCAGAUAUUCCUGCACUUCUUGAAGAUGGAAUCAAAGUUCUUGUAUAUGCAGGUGAAUUUGAUCUUGCUUGCAAUUGGCUUGGGAUUUCAAAUUGGGUUCAUGCCAUGGAGUGGUCAGGUCAAAACCAGUUUGUGGCGUCCAAAUCAGUUCAAUUUUUGGUUGAUGGUAGAAAAGCAGGGUUGUUGAAAAGCUAUGGACCUCUAUCUUUUCUAAAGGUGAAUGGGGCAGGACAUAUGGUCCCUAUGGAUCAACCAAAAGCUGCACUUCAGAUGUUGGUCAACUGGAUGCAAGGGACACUUAAUGAGACAACGUUUAAUGUCUCUCUUUCUUGAUGCAAUCAUGUCAAUACUUCUAGAUAAAAAUAAGAAUAAUCAUAUAUAAUGCACUAAUUUGAGUUUAUUAUAAAAAUCAUACACAGAACAAAUGUGUAUAACUAAUUAAUUAGUUAAGUUUAGUACCAUCUGGUGCAGAAGGAAGAUCAACUCCUUUGGAAACACACAACACUUCUGGUGAAGUCAGUCAGUGUUAAGGAUGCUUAUCAAUUCAUUUCUCCAACUAGUCAGAAGCUUGAUUGCGCAACUCAAUUGGAAUAAUAUUAUUCCCCUUUCCAAGUCCUUUAUGAUGUGGAGGCUUAUCCAUAACAAAACUUUGCUACUGAUGGAUCUUUUCUCCCUUCUAUGUGUAGCUUGUGCUGCAAGAAACCAUAGUCAACAACAGUUCACUUAUUCCUUCAAUGCCCCUUUGCUCUUUCUAUUUGGAAAUGGUUUUCAUCUGAUGUUAGUCUCAAUGUUAAUCUCACUUCAAUUGUAGAUGUAUUAAAUUAGUAAGUAGAGGGUAGAGUCCUCAAUGUCAGGUGCGACCGCGACAGUGGGAGUUUUGUUAUUAUGCAAUACUGAAAUUGUAUCUCAAGAAAAGGUUUGUUUGCUAUUCUGUUCCUGAGAUUGUAUUUCAGGAAGGGGAGUGUUCUACUUCUAUGUAAUACUAAAAUAUAUUUUAGGAAGAUAACAUCUUUAUGCUAUUCUGGGAGUUU